This is a messenger RNA of Pyrgilauda ruficollis (rufous-necked snowfinch), 3255 nucleotides long. RefSeq lists its product as uncharacterized. The record is from RefSeq and is a predicted model, not a curated record. Gene Ontology annotation, biological process: negative regulation of complement activation, alternative pathway; negative regulation of interleukin-2 production; negative regulation of macrophage activation. The transcript has 7 exons. Gene Ontology annotation, molecular function: complement component C3b binding. Lineage: Eukaryota; Metazoa; Chordata; Aves; Passeriformes; Passeridae. The coding region runs from base 178 to 1068 and encodes 296 amino acids.
UUUCUCCUUCCUUCACCCUUCACCUAACUCAGCAGUGAAAUGGACUCGUGAUGUUUCAGAAAGAGGAUCCUAGAUGACAAAGGACAGAAUAAAAGGAAGUGUUCUUCACUUGCAGUCUAGUCCCAGGAGGCUGGGAGUCUCUUGGGGAAAGGAGGACAGACCUGCACUUCUGGGAGAAUGGGAGAAGUUGGGUGGAUAGUGCUGUUUGUGAUGACUUUCAUCAGCUGCAAUGCCUUCCUGGAUCUGUCUAGUGUCCACCAGGUCACGGGCACAUGGAUGGGAUCCACCACUGUACCGUGUACCUAUGUGCCUUCAGAAGAUUUCACACAGCAAACGCUCAGCUGGAGCCUGGAGCGGGACUCCAGCACCUCUACCAUCUUCCGGAGGGACGACUCUGGUGACCACAUCUUGCUGUCCAAAUUCCGAGGCCGAGUCAGCGUCCCAAAGCACAGCCCAGGGGAUGCCUCACUCCGCAUUCAGAACCUUGAAAUACCUGACAGUGGACACUACAGUUGUCAAAUCAUCUGGAGAUCUAGAGAUAACAGCUUGAUAACAAGAGAGGUGACCACUAUAGUUAAAGUUGUCAAAGGGUACGCCUUGCAGAGGAAUGUGGGAACCACGGGGGGACACCACUCAACCACAGGUCAGGAAGACAGUAGUGACGUGGAGCACGCAGUGACAGAUCCAGUUCCAACGACACGGGUCUCCAGGAUGGAUGCUGCUCCAGUGGGGCCUUUCACAGGCACAGGUUCCCCGCGGCUCGCAGCAUCCCUUCUGCUCUACGGGCUGCCGGCCGCGCUGGGCGGCGCCGCGCUGGGCGCGCUGCUGGCGGCGGGGCUGGGCUGCUGGCGGCGGCGGCGGAGGAAGGACGAACCUCUCUAUGAAGUUGCUUUCCGCCGCACUGCAGAUAUCGCCCUGCUGCACCCUGAGGUGGAAGUCCCUGCUAAGUGCCUACAGGAGGAAACGUGCUCCAGCACUGAAAAGACCACCAUGAAAGACAGGAAAAGCCCUGAGUAUGAGAACCUUGUGACUGCAAUGGAAUCUCAAUAUGAAACAGAAGGAAUUUAGUAGAGUACCAGCUCUUCCACAUGAGCAGCCAUGCAGGGCUGCAGGUACUGAAUAGUGAACUCAGCAAAGGGAAACUCUUCCUCCUGUUGUCCCUCUGUUCUGCUCUCACUGCUUGCUUUAACCCAGAGGAACUGCAUAACCUUUUGGUCUUUGGCAGACCAGGCCCCGCCUGCGGGAGCAAAAACCCCCUGCCAACUGUGUGUCUACCCACGUCUAUAGAGCAAGUUGUUUCUGAGCAACCUGAAGGACCCAGGGCAGGAAGAGAGGAUCUGAAGGAGUGACAACAUGAAAUUAUUUAGCCUGUAAAUCCAGGAGUAGUUGGUGCAAUGCUGGCAGUCAGUAACACUAGCAAGGGAUACUCUCCAAUGUGUGUUCCUGUUAAGACAUCCCAGGCUGCAAGGAACCAGGAUUGUGCUGGAAAUGGAGAUCCUAUGGCUUUUCCAGUUCAGCAAAUACUGGUUGUACAUCCUGCCUGUGCUUGAGUCUUUCUUCUUUUUUUUUUUGUUACAGCAUUGUAAAGGGACAACAGAGGGGAGAUUGGUGUUCCAGGAAUUUUUGCUAUCAGACUGGAGCUCAGUGCUCAGAGAGAGAGGGAAUGAGUCUCUGAACUGUCACCCACUGGUUUUCUUCUGGAAAACAAGAACAGAUGUUGAAGGAAAUGCUGGCAUUUAAUUUUUACAGUUUGGGGGCCAGAGGCAUGAUAAAAUAGAGGGAAAUUUGAGGCAUUUGGAUAAUGAUUAAGGGACCUCUCUGAAUACAACAGGCUGACACCAAUUUACUCUGGGGGAUGUAAGUCAAUCUGUGUGAUUACUAAUGCUGACCUAUUGUACAACAUGGAUGCAAUUCCUGCCUUCAGCUGCAGUGCAUUCCCUACAGUACACUGUCACUCAGCAGCCUGAUUUGCCUUGUCAUUGUUAAUUGUUUGCAUCUUGCCUGCACUGCAGUGCUGCUGUCCGUUCUGUCCUCUGUCUGUACCUCCAGCCAGCCGCCCUUUGUCCUCCAGGGACUUGGCAGGGAGGAGGAAUGCCUCCUGGCUUUAGCAAACCAAAUUUGUAAGAAUUACUGGCUUUUUUAUAUCAGUGGGUGCAGCAAGGAAAGCAUGGGGAAACUGCUGAGCUCAAGUCACACACACCCUCCUGCAUGGCCCUGACUUCGCCCACAAGGCUCAUCUCUGCUGCCAUGUAUCAUCUCUUUUUGAGUCAGCAGGGUCAUUUUGCUGUUUGUGGCCUAAGUGCUGUGUAGAGCCACACUUUUACCUUUACAGCUCUGAAUUGCAGGAUGUGAGGUGGGAAAGAUCAGAGAAAAAAAAAUCUCCUGCCUAUAUUGUGAGGGCUUCACAAGCACAGUGACAGCCAUGCAGGGAUGGCUGUGCUGGCUGUCAGAUUGUGCUCCAGGGAGGCAAAGUCUGGAUCCAGUCUGUCCCUGUGGGACCCAUGACAGCCAGUCCUGAAGACCCCAUUCUGCAGAAGCUGCUGGCAUCAGCAGUUCCAGGGGUGGUGCAGAACAAAGGAGUUGAGGGGAAUGGAGAGCUGCAGCCAUGCUCACACAGGGCAGUAGCAUAUCAUGCAAGGUCAAUGCUGGGUGGGAAGGGAACUGAAAAUUUCUCAGCUUCCCCAUCCUUACCUCAGCAAACCUAGGCCCAAAACAUGUGACAUGGCACUCUCCUUCCCCCCACCCCCAAAAUAAUACUCAUUCAUUUUCAAUUAGCUUGGUAUUUUGUGCAAAUUUUCCUCCUGUUAAAAGCUCUGAGCUCUAGGUUCACUCAUUGACUAUGUAACACCAUGGUUUUUCCAUCUUGUGAUUCCUCCCAGCACUGAUCUGCUCUGACAAGGUCUGGACACCUUCCUCAGAAGACAUGAAGCCUGGGAGAAGCUACAGAGGAAGAAGGCAACAGGAGUUAAGAAAGGGGGAGCAGAUGGACCAGCCCCCAUGUACUCCAUGUUGUCACUCCUCUAGUUAGGGCAGCAACAGGACUUUGGUCACAAGUAGCAGAAGAGUGCAAACAUUAGAAGCCUGUCUCCAGUGCUAAGGUGUUUUUCCCUGGAUAACAAGUGUGUUAUUAUUUCUUGAUUUUACUUUUAGCAUGUUUUUCAUGUUUCUAGUAAAACCUGUUGACAACAGAACAUUCUUCUUCUGAAACCAGAAAACUUCUCCUUUCCUUGCACUGUGCUCUUCUGCUGAGCUCUG